AUGGAUAAUAGUUGGAUGACACUUGGUAAGACACCUAGAGACAGACUAAGUCAACAAUAUAUUGAUGGGGUGAAUUCAUUUCUUACUUUUGCAAUGACUGUUGUGGACCGAAGUGGAAAAAUUCUGUGCCCAUGUAUUGACUGUUUGAAUUGCUAUCAACAACAUGCUCACAUUGUGCAAAGUCAUUUGCUUCAUCGUGGGAUUAUGCAAGAUUAUACUAAGUGGUACUAUCAUGGAGAACCCCGUGAAUUAAAUGAGCACAUUGGUGAUGAAGAAAUGUCAGACAAUGAUCAUCUGGAUGGUAUUGAUGCCUUGGUGGAGGAUCGAAUUAGAGGGGAACCAAGAGAUACCACCCAGCAAGAUGAGGAAGUGCGUAAUUUUGAUAAAAUGUUUAGUGAUUCAAAGCAUGAGCUAUAUCCAGGUUGCACAGAUUACACUCUUUUGAAGUUUGUCAUUGAAAUGCUAAAUGUGAAGGUAACAACCAACUUGAGUAAUAAGGGGCUUGACAUGAUACUAGACUUGUUGAGUAAGAUUUACCGAAAGGAAAAUGAAAACCUUGAUAAAGGUCCGGCGUGUCAAACGCCUAGAUACAAGGAUAACAGAACAGGUGGUAAGAAGAUUGCUCAAAAAGUAUUGCGCUACUUUCCAUUGACUCCGAGGUUGCGGAGAUUAUACAUGUCUAGAAAAAGAGUUGAGGACAUGAGAUGGUACAUAGAAAAACGGGUGAAUGAUGGGAUAUUAAGGCAUCCAGCUAAUAGUCAGGAGUGGAAGGAGUUUGAUUUGAAACAUCAUGAGUUUGCCCUAGAACCUCGCAAUGUGAGGUUAGGAAUGGCUACAGAUGGUUUUAAUCAUUUUGGGAAUAUGAACUAUAACUACAGUAUGUGGCCUGUCAUCCUCAUUCCCUAUAACCUACCACCUUGGUUAAUUAUGAAAGAACCUUAUUUUAUGAUGUCCUUACUUAUUCCUGGACCCAAUCAACCAGGAAAUGAGCUUGAUGUUUUAUUGAGGCCAUUGGUUGAUGAGUUGAAGGAGUUGUGGGAAGAGGGUGCACACACUUACGAUGCAUCUUGUGGUAUGCAUUUUCAGAUGCGUGCUGCUUUGUUGUGGACAAUACAUGACUAUCCUGGAUUCGGUAAUGUGUUUGGAUGGAGGACAAAGGGUUAUCAUGCUUGUUACACUUGCAAUGAUGAACCAUAUUCGGAGACAUUGGAAAGUAAAAUUGGAUACACUAACCAUCGUGCCUACUUGCCUAUGGACCACCCUUGGCGAAGGAGUUGCUCAUUCAAUGGUAAAAUUGAGAAACGGAUGAGAUCAUUGGAGUUACCGGUGGAAAAGAUAAAUGAGCAAUUUGACCGAAUGCCAAAUAUAAUUUUAGGAAAGGAUCUAAACAACAAGAAAAAGCGUCCAAUUAUUGGGGGACCGAAUUGGUCAAAGAAAAGUAUCCUAUACAAGCUACCAUACUGGAGGAAUAAGAAGCUUAAACACAAUAUUGAUGUCAUGCAUGUUAAGAAAAAUAUUAGUGAGAGUAUAUUCAGAACUUUGUUGGGAAUUGAGGGGAAAAACAAGGACACAGACAAGGCACGCAAGGACUUGAAAAAUAUGGGCAUAAGGAGUGUUUUGCACCUCCAAGAACGUUCUGAUGGAUCAUUUGACAAGUCUCGUGCCUUCUUUUCAUUGUAUCCUGAAGAAAUGGAUGGUUUUUAUGAAUUUUUGAAAUCAGUCAAGUAUCCAGAUGGCUAUGCAGCAAACAUAUCGAGGUUUCUUGGAACGUUGAAAAGAUACGUUUCCAACCGAGCUCGACUAGAAGGUUCAAUUGCAGAGGCUUACAUUCUUAAAGAGUGUAUUACUUUCUCGUCAUUAUAUCUUGAUGGAGCUGAAACCGUGCAUAAUCGAAGGGAAAGAAAUGCUGAUUGUGGUGAAUAUGGCCAAGGGUUGACGAUUUUCUCACAAACAGCUCGACCUACCGGGUCUAGGCAGAAUGAUGUGGGAAUGUCACGUGAAUUGCGUGAUAUUGCUCAGUGGUAUUUGUUGUACAAUUGUCCCGAGUUGGAGCCGUAUUUAGAUUGCAGAAAUGGUCAAAAAGGGCAAAGACACUCAUAAUAAAAUAACAGAAUAUGAGAUGGAAAGAGCACAAAGAAUCAAGCAAAACCAAGAGAGAAUAGAUGCUUUGAGAUUGAAGCAUCUGUCAACUUUUCUGCCUAAAUGUGCAAAUGUGGGAAGAAAGAGAGUAAGUGUUCAGGUAGAUGACGACGACUAUGUACUAGCUAUUGGUGAUGAUGAGUUAUCUAGUUCUUUAAUAAUGAG
This is a messenger RNA of Quercus lobata, 2304 nucleotides long. RefSeq lists its product as uncharacterized. The record is from RefSeq and is a predicted model, not a curated record. Bases 1 to 2100 code for a protein of 699 amino acids. NCBI's taxonomy places the organism in Eukaryota, Viridiplantae, Streptophyta, Magnoliopsida, Fagales, Fagaceae. The transcript has 4 exons.